Phanerochaete carnosa HHB-10118-sp is the source of this 1899-nucleotide messenger RNA. RefSeq lists its product as uncharacterized. The transcript has 9 exons. The record is from RefSeq and is a predicted model, not a curated record. Gene Ontology annotation, molecular function: monooxygenase activity; oxidoreductase activity, acting on paired donors, with incorporation or reduction of molecular oxygen; heme binding. The coding region runs from base 1 to 1749 and encodes 582 amino acids. Lineage: Eukaryota; Fungi; Basidiomycota; Agaricomycetes; Polyporales; Phanerochaetaceae.
AUGAGGUUCGGGUUCGGUGUUGAGGUCGGUGUCGGCGUCGGGGAGCAGCUCAAAGGCUUUUUCCCUAUCAUACUGCUUACCGCCCUCUGGACGUUGCCGUCUUUUAGGAAAGUACAAAUCGCGGCCUCGGAGCGUGUACAGCGCUGCACACGCGCCAGACGGCGAUCUUCACGCGUAGACUCGGCUUGCGCCAAGAUGGCACGGUACGUGACCAACCUCGCGUCGAUGUUCAUUCGUCGCUUGCACACGAUUCCUCAACGAUGCCGUCUAAAACAUCUCGUUUCCGAUACUCCAAAGGCCUUGUCUCGGGGUCCCAUGCCCUCAGGCACGCGUAGUCUGACCACAAAUCAAUGGAUGCUCGCGGUGGCGGCAUGCGCGCUGGUGACCCACUGGAUCUUCAAUCGCUGGGAGCCAACUGAUAUACCGACCCUCUUUAUCUUAUUGCUGCUCGCUCCCGCUGCGGCGUCGACACUGCUCAUCCAACAUCACGGCGUCACCUACGGAGUUGCCCUCACCUUCUUUACCUACCACGCCUCUCUCCUCUCAUCGAUCACCGUCUACCGCAUCUCACCGUUCCACCCACUGGCACGCUACCCAGGCCCGUUGUUGGCAAAGGUCACCAGAUGGUAUCUGACGUUUAUUGCGGUCGGGGGGCGUCAGCACGUUGUAACGCGGCGCCUCUUCGAGCAAUAUGGCGAUGCUGUCCGAAUUCAGUUUCGGGAUGCAUCUGUGCUACAGACGAUGAUGGGCCCGAAAGGGAUGCCGAAGGGUCUCAUGUGGCAGGUCAGGUCCUUGGAGGCAGCGAGCCCUGCUCUCAUCGGCCUUAGAGAUAACGCGGAGCAUGCUCGCCGUCAGAGGCCUUGGAAUCGCGCGUUCAGCACCGCGGCGCUCAAGAACUACGAGCCUGCCUUGAUCAAGCGUGUCUCCCAGUUUGUGAGGUUGCUCGAGGAGCAAAAGCAUGUCGACUUCGCGCACUGCGCGCACCUCUUCACGUUCGACUUUAUGUCUGAUGCCCUGUUUGGUGGAGGGUCAGAGGUCAUGCAGGACGACGACAAAGAUGGCGAAGUCCAUUUGACACACAGAGACUUCACCUCUUUGAACACAUUCCCUCGCUCGGACGUCUCGCAGGUCAUCUUCCGCUCGAAUCGCGGAGUUGCACGGCUCAUGAAGGCUUCGAGCACGAAGGAUCUAUUCUACUGGCUGAAUAACGAGGACGGAAGCGAGGAGGAAGACCUACCGAAGGGGCUAGUCGCUGCCGACUCUGGGCUCGCUAUGAUUGCCGGGUCCGACACGACCGCUAGAACGCUGAGCACCAUCGUGUACUGCUUGCUUGCCCACCCGGAGACGUAUGUACGGCUGCAGACCGAGGUCGACCAGUUCUACCCACCAGAGGGGGACUCGCUCGACCCGAAGCACCACACCAGCAUGCCCUACCUUGAAGCAGUCAUUUUCAUACCCGAGUGGACAUCGGUCCGGGCGCCGACGUGGUCUCUGCACCGCGACGCACGCAAUUUUGCGCAGCCGGACGCGUUUCUCUCCGAGCGGUGGCUUGCGCCCGAGGACCGCGACACCACCGCACCAGCGGGCCCAGAAGGUGUGCACAACACGCGGGCGUUCGUGCCGUUCUCGUGCGGGCCGUGGAAUUGCGUUGGGAAGAACCUGGCGAUGGUGGAAAUGAAGGUCGUGCUGACGCACAUGCUGCAGCGUCUGCGGCUGCGAUUUGAGGAGGGCUUCGACUGUGUCGCAUAGGAGAGUAGCUUAGAGGACCAGUUCAACCUCAUCAUGCCGAGGUUGCCUCUCGUCAUCGAACGGAGGAUAUGAGGCUUGAUAACUUGUUGCACGCGUUUCUGUCUGCCGUGUAUACAACCUUGUACGCACGCUUCAUACCUCUGGUUUCCG